GGUAGACCAUGCGUAGGCUAACAACUCUCACCACUGGCCACAUCAGCCUCAGGGGGGUUUAUCCGCGGUUCUUCAUCUCCAUCUCUAUUCUCUAACUCCUAUCAACUGUCCCUUCGAACAGAAGCUCACAUAGACAUCAUACACUUCCGUACUCACACUCUCCCCCACACAACAUUACCAUUCCACACUCUCACAUCACACGCACACACAUUUCCUUACAUUACUCCGAAAUGCAAGCUUCAGUUUCGCUACUCUGUAUACCUCUCCCCCCGCAAUUCACUACGCGAUCAAAUUCAAAUCUCCGAUUAUGCGGCCUACGGAAAGAGGCCUUUGGAUUUUGCUCAGUCUCGCAGUUCCAGAAUCGCGGAUCUCACUGGACUAGUGUUGUUUCAAGAAAGUCACGUUGGGGGAGGCAGUUGGUUUUUUCAGCUUCUGCUACAGUCGCUGACAAUGGAAGCGUCCAUCCGACGACGUUCGAUUAUGAUCUCGUUAUUAUUGGAGCUGGUGUUGGAGGCCAUGGAGCUGCACUUCAUGCCGUCGAAAAGGGCCUUAAAACAGCUAUUAUCGAGGGUGACGUCAUGGGUGGAACUUGCGUUAAUAGGGGAUGUGUUCCUUCUAAAGCCCUACUUGCAGUAAGUGGUAGGAUGCGUGAACUUCAGGAUGAGCAUCACAUGAAAGCUUUGGGUUUGCAGAUUGCGGCUGCUGCAUACGACCGGCAGGCAGUGGCUGACCAUGCUAAUAAUCUUGCUUCAAAGAUUCGUGGUAAUCUGACUAAUUCAUUGAAGGCACUUGGGGUAGACAUUUUGACAGGAUUUGGCACCAUAGUGGGUCCUCAGAAGGUCAAAUAUGGAAAGGUUGGUUUGUCUGACAAUGUGGUUACUGCAAAAGACAUCAUUAUUGCCACGGGUUCAGUUCCUUUUGUUCCCAAAGGAAUUGAAGUUGAUGGGAAGACUGUAAUUACAAGUGAUCAUGCUCUUAAAUUGGAAUUUGUUCCAGACUGGAUUGCCAUAGUUGGAAGUGGUUAUAUUGGGCUCGAGUUUAGUGAUGUAUAUACUGCUCUUGGUAGUGAGGUUACGUUCAUUGAAGCUCUGGAUCAACUAAUGCCUGGGUUUGAUCCUGAGAUAGGCAAGUUAGCUCAAAGGGUUCUGAUAAAUCCUCGGAAAAUUGAUUAUCACACUGGAGUAUUUGCAAGCAAGAUAACUCCCGCAAAAGAUGGGAAGCCGGUGAUUAUUGAGCUUAUUGAUGCCAAGACAAGAGAACCAAAAGAUACAGUGGAGGUUGAUGCAGCAUUAAUUGCAACAGGAAGGGCUCCAUUUACAAAAGGUCUAGGACUGGAGAACAUUAAUGUAGAGACACAACGUGGAUUUGUCCCCGUUGAUGAGCGCAUGAGAGUUAUUGAUGCAGUUGGGAAUCUGGUUCCACACUUAUAUUGCAUUGGUGAUGCAAAUGGUAAACUGAUGCUCGCUCAUGCAGCAAGUGCUCAAGGAAUUUCGGUUGUUGAACAACUUACUGGAAAAGAUCAUGUGCUUAACCAUUUGAGCAUCCCAGCAGCAUGUUUCACUCAUCCUGAAAUCAGUAUGGUUGGGUUAACUGAGCCACAAGCAAGGGAAAAAGCUGAAAGAGAGGGAUUUGAGAUAAGUAUUGCCAAAACGAGUUUCAAGGCCAACACCAAGGCCCUGGCUGAGAACGAAGGGGAAGGACUUGCAAAGUUGAUAUACAGACCUGACAAUGGCGAGAUUCUUGGAGUUCACAUUUUUGGGAUGCACGCUGCAGACCUCAUACAUGAAGCAUCUAAUGCUAUAGCAUUAGGCACGCGAGUUCAGGACAUAAAGUUUGCAGUUCAUGCACAUCCAACCUUGUCUGAAGUUCUUGACGAGCUAUAUAAAUUGGCUAAGGUAAAUCCCCAUGCUACAAAGCAACUUUGUGAACCAGUUGCCCUGUAGGCUUUCACUUUCAUAUGAGAUUUUUGAGCAAUUAGGUUGUAGUAGGGAGCUUUUGGAGAUUACAGAUGCUCUGGUAAGACAAGCAACCACCCCAUGGUUACCACUGAAUGACAAGACAGAUGAUAUUGAAAGAAUAUGCCAGGUUACCAGAGCUAGAGUCCAGGUGUUCUUCAUCAACUGAUACUGGUUUCGCAAGAUAUUGGAUGAAGGCAAUUUAAUUUAUGUAUUUGUCGGAAGUUGAUUACGCAGUCAUUUGUUUUUAACUUUUGGAAUGUUCGUAACAGAAUCUUUAGCCGAAAGCCAAUUAGGCGUGUAUGGAAGUUCCAAGUUGGUAUAAAUAUCAAUAUCAUCAGCUUGUGUACUUUUGAGA
Sesamum indicum (sesame) is the source of this 2313-nucleotide messenger RNA. Its product is annotated as dihydrolipoyl dehydrogenase 2, chloroplastic. The record is from RefSeq and is a predicted model, not a curated record. Gene Ontology annotation, molecular function: flavin adenine dinucleotide binding; dihydrolipoyl dehydrogenase (NADH) activity. Gene Ontology annotation, cellular component: mitochondrion; oxoglutarate dehydrogenase complex. Lineage: Eukaryota; Viridiplantae; Streptophyta; Magnoliopsida; Lamiales; Pedaliaceae. Gene Ontology annotation, biological process: pyruvate metabolic process; 2-oxoglutarate metabolic process.